Coregonus clupeaformis (lake whitefish) is the source of this 1225-nucleotide messenger RNA. RefSeq names its product protein LEG1 homolog. Lineage: Eukaryota; Metazoa; Chordata; Actinopteri; Salmoniformes; Salmonidae. Bases 29 to 1102 code for a protein of 357 amino acids. The transcript has 6 exons. The record is from RefSeq and is a predicted model, not a curated record.
UAGGUGUGUAGUUAAUAAGUUAGCCAGCAUGCAGUGUAUCUGGACCCUAUCCCUGCUUCAGCUAGUUGCCCUGUGGGCCAAAGCAGCAGUGGUCACUGAAAAUGGCCUCCCCAUCCUCUGGGACCAGGCACCCAGCCAGCUGUCGGAACUGCCUCAGGUGGACAACGUGGUCACAAUCAACCCCUGGAACUACCUGCAGAGGAUGAGUCUGUAUAGGAUACUGGUGGGAUCCACAGACAAGUACAUGGCCUCCAUGGGAACCAAUGAGACUGACAGCCCGUUCUGGGGCCUGCCUCUGCAGCUGGGCUGGAAACUCAGAUCAGGGCGGUUGGUUGACCCCACUGGCGCUACAACAUGUGGAGAGGAAGGAGAUCCCAUGUGCAUUUCCACUAAUAGCUGGUGGGCAUGUGUGAACUACUACCUCUCAGUGAUCCCGUUCCUGGCUGCUGUGCAUAAAGGUGUGAUUGGAGAUGGUCUCAUUCAGGUCCAGGUCCAGGCACCAGCUGAGGCAGCAGACUACUGCACCUCCUACACAGACUGCUCUACUAAGUACCCAGGCCUUAUGACCAAGUGGGAAGAAUUCUUCCAGACUCUGAAAGACGUGAGUGCAUCUGAAAUUUCUGACUUUGAGAAAAGGGACCAGAUUCUGGGUGUCUAUUGGGCAGGUCAACAGCUCUCUUUGAAUUCUGCCUCAACCAGCUGCAAGGGAAAGAUGAGCUACUAUUCCAGCCCAGAGGUUUCAUUCGCCAGCAACUGGAUGAACUCUGCAGACUACGUAGCAGCGACAUACUUCCAGUCCAACCUGAAUAACUCUGUGCUGUUCAUGAGCCCUCUGCCCAGCAGGGUGCUUCAGGAGGGGGAUAGCGCCCCUAACAUUGCUGACCUCAGCACGGAGGAGAACCACACCCUCUAUAUCUUCGGCUGGAUGACCAGAAUGAACAGGAUUCUGAUGGGUUCUCUGGUGAGGAUGUGGCGCUCGGCCAUGUGCUCUGACAAGGCUCGGGAGAAGGGCCGGGAGCUCCUACAGGAUCUGGUCCAUGAUCCUAAGUUCGCUGCUUCCACCUUCGUCUCCAUUCUCAAAGAGAUGAUACGCAGCUGCUGAGGAUUCAGCAAAUCAGUCCGACACUAGCCCAGUUUCAACCUGUCCCUAUGUUAGCAUCAUAUGCCAUUCACAAUGAUUAAUUGUUAAAUGUUUCUGAAUACAAUUCACACAGUAGUAUUUACA